Molecule: messenger RNA, 3419 nt
Organism: Camelus dromedarius (Arabian camel)
Lineage: Eukaryota; Metazoa; Chordata; Mammalia; Artiodactyla; Camelidae
Product: cytoplasmic tRNA 2-thiolation protein 1
Exons: 13
Coding region: 200-2392 (730 amino acids)
Biological process (GO): tRNA wobble position uridine thiolation; proteolysis
Cellular component (GO): cytosolic tRNA wobble base thiouridylase complex; mitochondrion; secretory granule
Molecular function (GO): serine-type endopeptidase activity; tRNA binding
Source: RefSeq, a predicted model, not a curated record
UGUAACAAAGGGCGCUUCCGGUAGAGCCGCUGCAUGGGGUUCUGGGAGCCGCAGGCAAGACAGCCCCCAAGGCCUUGUGGGAGUCCAGUUUCCGGAGCCAUCUCCGUGCCAGAGUUCCGCGUGUAACGCAGUUUGGACAUCCCUGCACCGCAUUCUGCUCAGGAGAAGCCUACCCUUUCCGCCUCGCCCGGACCCCGAGAUGCCAGCCCCACAGUGCGCCUCCUGCAACAAGGCGCGCGCCGCCCUCCGCCGCCCGCGCUCGGGCCAGGCGCUGUGCGGCACCUGCUUCUGCGCCGCCUUCGAGGCCGAGGUGCUGCACACAGUGGUCGCGGGCCGCCUGCUGCCGCCCGGCGCCGUGGUGGCCGUGGGCGCCUCGGGCGGCAAGGACUCCACGGUACUGGCGCACGUGCUGCGCGAGCUGGCCCCGCGCCUGGGCAUCUCGCUGCGCCUCGUGGCCGUGGACGAGGGCAUCGGCGGCUACCGGGACGCGGCGCUGGCGGCCGUGCGGCGCCAGGCGGCGCGCUGGGAGCUCCCGCUCACCGUCGUGGCCUACGCAGACCUCUUCGGGGGCUGGACGAUGGACGCCGUGGCCCGCAGCACAGCCGGCUCCGGCCGCAGCCGCUCCUGCUGCACCUUCUGCGGGGUGCUGCGGCGCCGGGCGCUGGAAGAAGGGGCGCGCCUCGUGGGAGCCACGCACGUUGUGACAGAAUCCAACCCCAACCCCCAGAAUGUUCCUCCUGCUGACAGCACUUCAGAUCUUGGCUGUAGCCCUGGCACAGAGCCAAGGGAACGAGAACAAGAUAAUUGGUGGCUACACCUGCACCCGGAACUCCCAGCCGUGGCAGGCGGCCCUGCUGACAGGCCCCUCGCGUCGCUUCCUCUGUGGAGGGGUCCUGCUGUCCGACCAGUGGGCCAUCACUGCUGCUCACUGCGCCCGCCCGACACUUCGAGUAGCCCUGGGCAAGCACAACCUGCGCGGCUGGGAGGCCACACAGCAGGUGCUGCACGUGGUUCGCCAGGUGCGCCACCCCCAGUACAACUCCCGGACCAACGAGAACGACCUGAUGCUGCUGCGGCUGGAGCGGCCCGUGCGGCUGGGGAGGGCGGUGCAGCCGAUCGCCACCGCCAGCUCCUGUGCCAGCCCGGAGACUCCCUGCCUUGUGUCGGGCUGGGGCACCAUUUCCAGUCCUACCAAGGUGUCAGCAGGCCUACCCUGGAGCCAUCACUGCUGGCAUGGUCUGUGCAGGGGUCCCCCAAGGAGGGAAGGACUCUUGUCAGGGUGACUCCGGGGGACCCCUGGUGUGCAGAGGACAGCUCCAGGGCCUCGUGUCCUGGGGGAUGGAGCACUGUGCCCAGCCUGGCUUCCCCGGCGUCUACACCAACCUGUGCAAGUACCACACCUGGAUCCAGGAAACCAUGCGGAGCAGUUCAUAGCCGGUAUUGUUCUAGGAACAAAGCAGAUAAUAUUGUUGCCCUCGGAGAACUCACUUCUAGAGGAGAGUCAAACAAGAAACAAAUGGGCUCUGAGCGCCCUGCCCUCCACCUCAGAGUCGCCAUGUGGCCCCUGGCCGCUGUGACUGCCUUCCUGACCGCGGCCUUGUCAGGAGGCAUCCCUCGGGAGUAUCCCAAGAUUCUCAACGGCACCAACGGGACCAAUGGGUUUCUCCAGGGUGGCUACACCUGCCUCCCCCACUCUCAGCCUUGGCAGGCAGCCCUGCUAGUGCAAGGGCGGCUGCUCUGUGGGGGAGUCCUGGUCCACCCCAGAUGGGUCCUCACUGCAGCACACUGUCUAAAGGAGGGAUACACAGUAUACCUGGGCAAGCAUGCCCUGGGGUGUGUGGAGGCUGGAGAGCAGGUGAGGGAGGUAGUUCGAUCUAUCCCCCACCCUCACUACCAAAUCAGCCCCACCCACCUGAACCAUGACCAUGACAUCAUGCUUCUGGAACUGCAGUCCUCCGUCCAGCUCACCAGCCACAUCCAAACCCUGCCCCUCUCCCACGAUGACUGCCUCCCUCCUGGCACCAGCUGCCUGGUGUCUGGUUGGGGUACCACCACCAGCCCCCAGGUGACUUACCCCCAAACCCUCCAGUGUGCCAACAUCCAGCUACGAUCAGAUAAAGAGUGUCGUCAAGCCUACCCGGGGAAGAUCACACCCAACAUGCUCUGUGCUGGCACAGAAGAGGGUGGCAAGGACUCCUGUGAGGGUGACUCCGGGGGUCCCCUGAUGUGUAAUGGAACACUCCAUGGCAUCAUCUCCUGGGGAGACUUCCCAUGCGGGCAGCCCAACCGGCCUGGCGUCUACACCCGAGUCUCUCAGUAUGUUCCAUGGAUCCACAAAACAAUCCGAGAACGGAAAACCCAGGAGCAGAAAUGGACGAGGGGCCCACAAUGAAAGUCGGGUUGGCUUACCUGCCUUCUUACUUGGUUUGUCCAACGCUGCUCUGUCCCUCCCAAAGUUCUCCACUUGAACCAGUGAUCCACGUUCUCAAAAUGCCCAAUUCCAGCGGACAUUAGCUGUUUCAAAAGCAUUUAGUUACUUUCAGCAUCAUCGUCUCCCAGACAUUGCAUCCCUGCAACAUCCCAGUCCCCUGAACGUCCCAACCCAGACAAUGUUCCAGGUCUCCCAACUGUUUCAACAUAAACCUGGAUCACCGACUGAAUAUUCUACCUGUGGAACUCUCUUAAAUACCUCCAUCAGCCCAUCUCAACAAGAGUCUAUGUUCCGUGAAUGCAAUGUCCUCGACGACAUCCUAUACCCCUUCAAAUAUUUAUUCAUUGCCAAUAUUCUAGAUCCUUCUAUGUUUUGUACUCAAGAAGGUUCUAGACUCCCAUGACGUUUCUUCCUGAAAAUAUUCUCUUGUGUGUAUAGUCGUCUACCCCGACAACACUGUAUGCACCUCUGAUUUGUCAUGGCCAACACUGGGUCCUCACAAUGGUUCAUUCUUUCAAAUGAACCCAGGAAAUUCCUGGGGACAUUUCUGGAUCUCCCAAAUUGUCCCAUUCCCACCUACAUUCCACAUUCUGCCAAUAUUCCCUGUCUCUGAAUCUCCUUGCUCACUAAACAUCAACACACUCUAAACUCCAGGGUGAUGGGGUUUGCAUCCCAAGUGGCACGGAGUAUCUGUCCCUCCAUGCCUAGAACCUCUUGUCCACCAAGUAUUCUGUACUUUUAUCCAAAGCAUCCUUGUUCAAUGCCCCGUGCUGUUACAUAUUUGUCUAUGACCCCAAACUGCUGUGGUUAAAUACUCAGCCACAGGAAUCCUUGCUUUGAAUAAGUCAUAAAACUCACAACCUCUGUUUCUUCAUCUGUAAAAUGGAGCUCAUAAUUUUCCCCAUAGCAUUGUUAUGAGGAUAAAUGUUAAGCACUUACCACUGUUAAUAUUUCUGUGGUUCCCUAUAAAAUACUACCUUAGGCUAUU